UCCGUGUCCUGAAGCCGCGCUCAUCUCAUUUCAGUACCAGCAGCCAUGGCCGAAAUAAAAACGGGCAUUUUUGCCAAAAAUGUCCAGAAAAGGCUGAGUCGGGCGCAGGAAAAGGUGCUGCAGAAGUUGGGGAAGGCGGAUGAGACCAAAGAUGAACAGUUUGAGCAGUGUGUGCAGAACUUCAAGAGGCAGGAGUCGGAGGGGUCACGGCUGCAGAGGGAGAUGAAGGCAUACCUGGCAGCUGUGAAAGGAAUGCAGCAGGCCUCCAUGAACCUGACCGAGUCGUUGCAUGAAGUAUACGAGCCAGACUGGUAUGGAAAAGACGACGUCAUGACCGUUGGAAAGAACUGUGAUGCCCUCUGGGAGGACUUCCAUCAGAGGCUGGUCGACUCCUCCCUCAUCACCUUGGACACAUACCUGGCACAGUUCCCUGACAUCAAAAAUCGUGUCGCAAAGAGGAGCAGGAAGCUAAUUGACUAUGACAGUGCCAGGCACCAUUUAGAGACCCUGCAAGCAUCCGCCAUGAAAAAUGACCGCAAAAUCUCCAAGGCUGAGGAGGAGUUCCACAAAGCGCAGAAGGUGUUCGACGACCUCAACGUGGACCUGCAGGAAGAGCUGCCCAAACUCUGGGACAGUCGGGUGGGCUUCUACGUGAACACGUUCAAGAACGUCACGCACCUGGAGUCCAAGUUCCACAGAGAAAUCUCACUGCUGUGUCGCAAGCUGUAUGAGGUGAUGAACAAACUGGGGGAGCAGCAUUCGGACAAGAUGUUCACCAUUCAGGGAGCCCCCAGCGACUCGGGACCCCUGCGCUUUGCCCGGACACCCACGCCCCCGGAGGACGAGUCACCGCCAGCAAGCCCGGAGGCCAGCCCCAACCACAUGCUGGCUCCGGGUCCGCACCGACCCAGGUCACCCUCACAGGGCCGCCCUCCAGUGCCGCCGCCUCCCAAGGUCACGCCCACCACAGAGAUGCAGCAGGAGCAGAUCAUCAGCCUGUUCGACGACAGUUUCGCCCCGGACGCUGGCGCGGCCCCGCCUGUGCAGAAUGAGAAGGCUGUGGACUCUCUGCUGGACCUGGACUUCGACCCGUUCAAGCCUGAUGCUGCCACCCCCAUCGGGCAGACACAGUCCCCCAUAUCCCAGACUCUCCCCUGGGAUCUGUGGACGGCACCAGCUGCUGAGGCUACACAGCCUGGCGCUGGCGAAUGGGCCGCCGACUUCAGCUCCCCCGCGGCCACUGCAGAGCUGGAGACCACAGACACCGACCAGGCGCGCAGCCAGGAGUGGCCCCCGGCGGACGGGUGGGGGGCGGAGCCGGUGCAGCCUCAGGAAGAGACCGCGGCGGCCGAGGUGUCCAACAAUGCAUUUAAUGGAAUCUCUCAGCCGGACGUAGGCGCCUCUGCGCCCUCUGAGGAUUCAAAUGAGGGUGUUGCAAUGCCGGAGGCAGAGGCUGCAGCCCCUGCUGCUGAAUCAGAGGCUGCCCUUGAACCCGCGCCUGAGCCUGGCCAGGCCGAGGAGGCCCCGGCCGCUGCUGAGGCCGGCGACACCGCCGAAACCAGCCCGCCCGCAGAGACCGCUGCGGAUGUGGCCGAGGCGGAGGCGAAGGAGGGCGUGGUGAGUCCAGACACGGAGCCCGCUGAGAUCCCCCCGCCUGCAGAUGGCGAGAAAGCACCUGCCGAUGAAGCAGCUCCGGAAACAGCCCCAGCUGGAGAGCCUGAGAAGGGGUCCCCUUCUGCGGAGGCUCCGGCCCCAGAAAUGGAUGUGAAAGAGUCCCCGAAAGAGCAGACUCCGACUGUAGAGCCAGAAGGGGGGAAGGAAAUCAGUAAAGAGGAGACUGAAGACACUGAGGCAAAGGAGGAAAAGAUGCCUAUCCCAUCAGUUGUGAUCGAACCUGCCUCCAGCAACGAGGGCGAUGACGAGUGUGACGGGGACAUCACCUCUCCCACCGCGGCCAGCGACAACGCAGUGACACCAGACAGCCAGACGGCCACCCCCGGGAUGCCCCUUGGCUUCAUCUAUAAGGUGGAGACAUUGCACGACUUUGAGGCAGCAAACUCUGAUGAGCUGGAUCUGAAGAAGGGAGACGUGGUGCUGGUGGUGCCAACCGAGCUGUUGGAAGAUCAGGAUGCCGGCUGGCUUACAGGGAUCAAAGAAUCUGAUUGGCUGCAGCAAGGAGACAUGGCUCAAAAAGGACUAUUUCCAGAAAACUUCACCCAGCGUUUGGAAUAAGAGGCUGGGGCCCCCUGGCACAGCGACCAGUGCGAACCCAGUGACUUCCAGAUGGAACAGGGAGGGGGGGGGGGUGAACCCACGGCCCUCUGUAUCAACGGAAACCCUUUAUCAGAUAAAACUGGGUGUGUUUUUUUUUUUUUUUUCUUUGGUAAGAGAAAAAGAACGGCGAUCAAGUGAAUGACCUGGCUGUGUGGGGCGUGAGGAAUUUUUAAAAGUACAGAGGCAUGGCACAAGCCCCGAGACCACCUUCCUUAGAAACCAGCCACUGGAAAUGUUCUUUUUUUUUGUUUGUAUACCUGUAAAUGGCAACGAGUUGGUAUGUGCUUUGUCAGAGCUGUGGUGACCUCCAUGUAUAACCCCUGUCUAUAAAACAAAACAAAAAAAAAGGAACACAAAAAUGAGAAAGUCCUUCUUUGAAAAUGAUGACCUUAUCUUCUCUGCACUAAGUGUGUUGUAUUCAUUUUGUUUCUCUGCAGCGGAUUUUACCAGCCCGUGAUAUGAGUAGUGGUAUAACCUAUUUAAGAGUUGAAAGUGUUGCGCGAGACUUUUUAAACGUUUCGUUUUCCAACAUCAAUGUUACCUUUGCGUCGAUGUUAACCGUUCUCUGUAGUUUCAUGGCUGAAUGUGUGCGGCUAAGAUGAUAUUUGGCAUACUUGGUGUUGAUUCUGUUUCAUGGAUGAGACUUGCUGCUCUUUUGCCAAAAAAAGUAAUUGUAAAUGAAUGACAGAUUAUGGAAUUAUAAAUCUAGAUGUUAAUGAGAUAUCUUUGAGCGGAAUAAUGCAAUUGUGAAUCAGGUACAUGAAGCUUUCCAUACAAAAGGAUUAUAUAAAAGCUUCCUGCUUGAUCAUGAGAGAAAAAAAAAUCUAUAUAUACCUUUACAUAAUAUUUACCAGCACAUAAAAUACAUACUUCAAACAUUCAUUUCUGAAGGAUAUAUGUAAUACACUUGUUCUUUAUUCAACUUUACAUUUCUCUCAAAGGUAAAUGGCCACAGGGAGGUCAAGCUGGGGGGGGGGGGGGGGGG
Messenger RNA from Megalops cyprinoides (Indo-Pacific tarpon), 3259 nucleotides. RefSeq names its product amphiphysin (gene amph). The record is from RefSeq and is a predicted model, not a curated record. Bases 46 to 2232 code for a protein of 728 amino acids. Gene Ontology annotation, molecular function: protein binding; phospholipid binding. Gene Ontology annotation, cellular component: plasma membrane; synaptic vesicle; cytoplasm. Gene Ontology annotation, biological process: synaptic vesicle endocytosis. Lineage: Eukaryota; Metazoa; Chordata; Actinopteri; Elopiformes; Megalopidae. The transcript is spliced from 26 exons.